Messenger RNA from Vanrija pseudolonga, 2001 nucleotides. RefSeq lists its product as uncharacterized. NCBI's taxonomy places the organism in Eukaryota, Fungi, Basidiomycota, Tremellomycetes, Trichosporonales, Trichosporonaceae. The record is from RefSeq and is a predicted model, not a curated record. The transcript is spliced from 6 exons. Bases 1 to 2001 code for a protein of 666 amino acids.
AUGACGACCGGAACCACGGCCCAGAGCAGCCUGCUUCUCGUUCUGGCAGGAUUCGGCAUCGCCGUCCUCGGCUUAAAUGGAUACUUGCUUGGCGUGUUCUACCGCGAGAUCACCCCUCGCGGAGGAGGCGGCAUCGAGAUUCCUGGCUAUAAUGGGACCGUGGCCCCGCAGGACAUAAGCAGUGCAAUGUCAGGCCGCGUGUCCUCCAUCUUUGACACCUAUGGGCCCAAGGUCACGAGCUUCAUCAGCUGGCGGACAGUGAUUGAUCGCACAGCCACGGCGACCGUCGACGGCAUCACGCAGUACUCGACCAUUGCAGUCACAUCGAUCGUCUACACCGUCGUAAACACGGUGUACAACAAGAGGAGCAACGGGGACGAAGCGCCAACCCCUGCUGCGAAGUACAGGGGUGACAAGGCUAGCCAGAUCACCCCGGCGCCGACCGGAAGCGCUUCGACCGGCAGCGGAAGCGCGGCUCGCCAGUUACACAAGCGCAAGAAGGGCGGUGGAGGAGACGGGAGUGGGAGCGGCAAUGGUGGCAGUGACGGAGGGAGCGGGGGCAGCGGCGGUGGACCCAACUUCCACAUUCCUGACGGAAGUGGGGGCGGCAGCAGCAGCGGCGGCGACAGCAGCGGGAGCGGCAGCUUCGGGUAUCCGAACCAGUUCUUCCUGCCCUACUCGUAUGAGACGAAUAUGCCGGGGUAUGUGGUGCUGGAAGUUUGGGCCGCCCUGGUGGCCGCGUACGCUAUUGCACACCUCGUGAUGUCGCGCAUCCGGCCCAACUCGCGCCUCAUCUCGGUGCUAGCCGACCACAUCGCGCACGCCGUCCUCCUUGCCCUCGGUCUCGCUGGCUGUGCCGCCGUGUCCGCCGCCUCGGCAUGGAAGUACUGGGGCCAGUACCGAGGGGCGGUGUAUGCCAACGUCGCCCUCGCGUGGGUCAUGUGGGCUAUUCUCCUAGGUCUCGCCAUUUUCGAGCUGCUCUACAUCCGCCGCUUCUUCCCGGGAGCCGCGAACCGCAGGAGGAGCGUCCGGGGUUUGGACAAUACCCCUACCCCGUCGACAUCAGGCUACAGGUCGACGCUCGUGCUGUAUGGCUACAGACGUGUCUCGAGCACUGGCAUGACCUGGGUACCGAUGGAGACGACGGUGGUCACGUCAGAGGGAUUCAGUACCCGCACCCCCGUCCCCAUGAGCCGGCGUUCGGAGCCCUCCGCCAAGCCUUAUGAUCAGGUUGGCACCACUACCCCGCCGACGCCGACGACGGACGCAGUCGCCCGGCCCACCAGCCCGCCAAGGGCCCGUCACGUUGCGAAGUCCACCCAUGAGACUCCCGCACUCCAGAAGCGCAAGAAAGGAGGCGGCGGUGGCGGCGGAAGCUCCCACAGUGGCGACAUCUUUGGCAAUCUCACGGGCGAGCUACGCAAGACAUUUGCAGCGUACAUCGUCGUCGAGGUCUGGGCUGGACUCGUGGUAGCCUACGUCGUUCUACAGAAGAUCAACGCCAUGCUCGCCCUGGCUUGGAUUCUAUGGGUGGCGGUGAGUCCGUCGUGUGCUGCGCUAGCUCACCUCAAGCUCCUCGGCCUCGUCGCGGCAGAAGCCUACUACGUCCGGACCUACUUCCCCGGAGACGAGAACCAGCGCAGCAGUCUGCUUAACCUGAUCGAGGGCGCCGGCGGCGGGGCCGGCCGGCCACGCCACUUUGCCCCCGGUGCCCCUAUCAGCGCCAAAGACCUCGCGGGCCAGCACCCCACGCAUCCCGUCAUCAAGGCCAGCGAGAAGACUUCUGUCCAGAACUUGCAGCGGAAGUUCGCAGUGCCCACGCCGCAGCGUCCUCCAAUGACGGCGUCUGACCUGCAGAAAGUGCACGUUACCGACCUCUCGAGCCAGCACAGCGAGAGGAACUCUGUCCAGAACUUGCAGCGGAAAUUCUCGGUGCCCACACCGCAACGUCCUCCAAUGACGGCGUCUGACUUGGGGAAAGUCCACAUUACCAAAAGCUGA